AGCAGCAUGGACAUUACCAUCCAGCACCCCUGGUUCAAGCGUGCUCUGGGACCCUUCAUUCCAAGCCGUUUGUUUGACCAGUUUUUUGGAGAGGGUCUCCUGGAGUAUGACCUCCUGCCUUUGUUCUCGUCCACUAUCAGCCCCUACUACAGGCAGUCCCUCUUCCGCAGCGUGCUGGAGUCGGGCAUUUCAGAGGUGAGGUCUGAUCGGGACAAGUUCACAAUCAUGCUGGAUGUAAAACACUUCUCUCCCGAAGACUUGAGUGUGAAGAUUAUUGAUGACUUUGUGGAAAUCCAUGGCAAGCACAGUGAAAGGCAGGAUGACCACGGCUACAUCUCCCGGGAAUUCCACCGCCGGUACCGCCUGCCCGCCAACGUGGACCAGGCUGCCAUCACCUGCUCGCUGUCCAACGAUGGCAUGCUGACCUUCUCGGGCCCCAAGGUCCCCUCCAACAUGGACGCCAGCCACAGUGAGAGGCCCAUCCCUGUGUCCCGCGAGGAGAAGCCCACCUCCGCGCCCUCCUCCUGA
This is a messenger RNA of Onychostruthus taczanowskii (white-rumped snowfinch), 528 nucleotides long. RefSeq names its product crystallin alpha A (gene CRYAA). Gene Ontology annotation, molecular function: protein folding chaperone; structural constituent of eye lens. Bases 7 to 528 code for a protein of 173 amino acids. Gene Ontology annotation, biological process: protein refolding; lens development in camera-type eye; response to heat. The record is from RefSeq and is a predicted model, not a curated record. Lineage: Eukaryota; Metazoa; Chordata; Aves; Passeriformes; Passeridae. The transcript is spliced from 3 exons.